AUGCCGCAAGAACUGAAGCGCCUGGAUCCAGACUAUUUGCCAUUCAUCACUAAAAAAUGGGUGGAACCAGAAAAUAAUUGCCAAGAUUACGUUCAAUUCCUGUUGGAAUACUGGGCGUCGGCGGUGCUAGGCGUUGCAAUGAUGGGAAUAGGGGUUUCGAUGAAGCUGGUUCCAUCAACAGCCAUCGUCCGAUUUUGGAUGUCAUUUGUCCAGCCUAUUGCUCGACUCGGCACUAUUGCGUCAAUACACCAGUUUCAAGGUCAGAUAUUCAAACUCCUUCGGUCACAGCAGCCAAAACCAAUUGGGUUCUUUCCUUGGGCAAUGAGAUUUUUGGUAUCGCGCACGGUUGCGGUGACACCACUUGUGGUCUCGUUCGACCUUGCCAGGGCGUUUUUUCAUUUACAACGAGACGGUCUUGUUGCUUUGUAUAUGUCAAUUGUAGCUCUUUUUGUUGGCACGGUCGUCCGGAUGGACCAAAAGGGAAGGGACGGGUUUCAGAUGCUCGAAAAGAGAUCUUCCUGGACCAAAGUCUUGCACUCAUUUGCUGUGGUUGCAUUCUGGACGAAGCCGCUUGGCAAUCUCCGCCAGACUCUUCGGCGUAGUCAGUUCUCAUUCUGGAAAUAUGUACCAAAGAGGUCAUACGACUGGUUGACGUUGUGUGCUUCGUCUUCCGUUGGUCUCUUGGCACUACUUGGUCCCUGGAUCCAUCUUGGAUUCUUGUUCGAUCAAUUCCGAAUUGUUUACACCCAUGACUUGUCUCUGUCAGUGAGUUCUCAGGUGUUCAAGGAGCAAAUAGGAAACGAGUCGGAAAUGGAACAAAGAAUGAAAUGGAGAUACCGAAUCGAGUGGAGGGAAGAGAAGCGUCUGAAGCCAUUACUAAAAGAAUGGAUUUCGGGCUUGGAAUAUUGGUUGUUUAUCAAAGGGACUGUUCGCGAGAAACUCGAAAAUGAACGAAUCGAGAAACUCAAAGCAGAUUUAAAAAAGGGUAACAUGGUUUGGGAAAAGGUGCAUGCAGAUAGCUUUCCUAUGUCGAAUAGACAGCGAUGGAAAACAGAUGCCAUGGACCGCAUCGCAAAGAAACAUCAAGAGGAUUACGAUAACAAUACCUUCGAGGAUCCCUUGGGUGUCGCAGUACAGCAAGCUCUUGGUAUUGGUCUUGGAUUCAACUUCGACCAUUCAAGACCCUUGGAACCUGGCGAAAAACCGUCAAUUCGAAGGUUGCAGGCUCGGGCGGCCAAAAGCGCCGUUCGACGAGUCCAGGAGCUCUAUAAUGCCGAGGCCGCGAGCGAGAAACUGGAUCAAAUAGAGGAUCCUGACGAACGAGAUAGAAUGGCUAAGGCGUUCCGAGAAAAAACUGAGAUAGACAUCAAAUACUUGGCCAACCGGUUGACUGAACUUAUUCCGAAUAGCUAUUCUGGCGAAUUUGACGAUUUCGGGGAAAUCGAGCAGUUUCGCGACACACGGAGAUACAAACGGGCGUCGUCUCAUGAGUAUACAUUUGAAAACCUUGUAGACACUGAAUCAUUGGUUGGGUUCAAGACUCCGACUAGUGCUGACAUUCGAGUUGAUGGGUCGGAAAAAGACUCGUCUAGUAGAAAUCCCAUCAAAGAGUUUGAAUCGUCCUUGGACCAUCUUGAGAAUAAAGAUUCUGACGAUAGUGACGAGUCCAUGAUUCUUGCUUGA
Molecule: messenger RNA, 1683 nt
Organism: Cylindrotheca closterium
Lineage: Eukaryota; Bacillariophyta; Bacillariophyceae; Bacillariales; Bacillariaceae
Source: the annotation of a GenBank genome assembly